Molecule: messenger RNA, 1335 nt
Organism: Panicum virgatum (switchgrass)
Lineage: Eukaryota; Viridiplantae; Streptophyta; Magnoliopsida; Poales; Poaceae
Exons: 8
Coding region: 117-935 (272 amino acids)
Biological process (GO): proton transmembrane transport; potassium ion transport
Cellular component (GO): mitochondrial inner membrane
Source: RefSeq, a predicted model, not a curated record
ACUCCCCGUCCCCACCACCGCCGCCUCCUUCUCCGAGUCAGUGCGCUCCGCCUCCGCCUCCGCCUCGGCAGGAGUCGCCACCACCGCCCCCACGCCGUCUCCCACCUCGCCGCGCGAUGCAGGCCCGCGUCGUCGUCUUCCCCGUCAAAGGCCGCGCCUGGUGCUUCGCCCGCCCGCGCGCCGCCGCGGCGCCCGCCGGCGAUGGCGCCCACCCGCCUCCGCCGCCGACGCUGAGGGACCUCUGGCGCGGCAUCACCUCCGGGGGGCGCACGGCGCCGGAGAAGGCCGAGUCCGUCGUUGACUUCGUCGCAGACAAGAUGAACCGGGCGUGGAUCGGGUUCGGGAGCGCGCCGGAGGGGUCGAUGAAGAGCCGGAUCCACAGCUUCGGGCUGAAGCUGCUCUCGCGGGUGCGGCCGUCGGAGGUGCUGUUGAAGUCCGUGACCAAGGAUGUAGGCGCGCUCGAGAUCGUGCAUCCGGCGAGCAUAAAUUCUCGUCUUGUGCGUCGAAGGUUGCGGCAUAUUGCUGUUAGGGGUGCGUCAGUUCACAAGAAAUUUCUUUAUGGCUCAGUUUGUUUGCUUCCAGUUACUAGUGUUUUCAUGGUACUACCUUUACCAAACAUACCAUUCUUUUGGGUAUUAUUUCGUGCUUAUUCUCAUUGGAGAGCUCUACAGGGAAGUGAGAGGCUCCAGUUGCUAGUUUCGGACUGCUCAGAUCAAUGGGAAGUUCUUGAGAAGGAGAUUGGUUCAGGAAAGGAUGGUAACCCUAAUGAAAAUGCCCGGUAUUCUCCUUCGAAGUUGCGGCCAUCAAAAAGGCUCGAUGGGUUCCUUGAAAGGAGAAACUUGGAUGAAGGUUUGGACUGUGAUACCAUUUCAAGGAUCUGCAAGGAGUAUGAUUUGGACAAGAUUGAUGUUGUCAAGUACAGGGAUCUGCCUUGACCAAAUUCAGAUCCUUGCUCUGAAUCCCCCCCCCCCCCCCCCCAUUGCCCACUGAUGUUUGUACUGUAAAAUUCUUCUAGCACGACCAAGCUUAAGGGUACAGGAGUUGCACGGGACCACUAACAAUUGGUCAUCCAAUGAGGAAAUUUUUUUAUAACAGCUUCAGUUUUAUUUUUAAAUAUGCUCCAAAUCAGUCGACUACUAGUGCAGUAAUCUGAGAAACAUAGAGUACACACUAGACUGUAGGAACCCAGGGUGGUUUGUUAUGUUGAACACACCAUGUACACAGCAAUUGACAUUUUGCUAGCUGCCUAGCUCUUCAACUUCAGCACCUGCCUACGAACUGUGAACGAGGCCAAGAGUAGGGUUGAGAAUUGAGAUCGACCAUUCAUAUUUCAUA